This is a messenger RNA of Caenorhabditis remanei, 2322 nucleotides long. RefSeq lists its product as uncharacterized. The coding region runs from base 1 to 2322 and encodes 773 amino acids. Lineage: Eukaryota; Metazoa; Nematoda; Chromadorea; Rhabditida; Rhabditidae. Gene Ontology annotation, molecular function: DNA-binding transcription factor activity; RNA lariat debranching enzyme activator activity. Gene Ontology annotation, cellular component: post-mRNA release spliceosomal complex. The record is from RefSeq and is a predicted model, not a curated record. The transcript has 12 exons. Gene Ontology annotation, biological process: regulation of DNA-templated transcription; mRNA splicing, via spliceosome.
AUGGCUUCAUGUCACGAGCCAUCCACUUUCAAGAGUCUUUGUGCUCAUCCAUCAACUCUCACAACUCCAUUCGAUGUUUCACCCUAUUCCUCAGCUUUUCAUCUUCCCAUUCAUCCAGCUCUUCUGUCGAAUUCACAUCUGCUACAUCUGAAUACUUAUAACCCAACAUCCUAUGAUCCAACUGAUCGACUCUUCGAACAAAACAAUAAUAACAGUGAGAAAGCUGAAUCUUGCUCAUCCCGAGAUAGUAGUCAUGACUCAUCAUCCCCCACCUCAACAGGAGGAAGCAGUCGGGAUAAUGUGAUUGUGAGAAACGAAUCAAAAAGGAAGAAGGAUCAAGUAAAAGAUGAAGCGUAUUGGGAGCGUCGACGAAAGAACAAUGAUGCAGCAAAAAGAAGUCGUGAUCAGCGGAGAGUAAAAGAAGAUGAAAUGGCUUUGAGAGCAGCAAAUCUGGAACAUGAGAACAUGUUACUUCGAGUUGAAUUGGAUCAGUUGAGAGCUGAGACUGACAAGUUGAGAACACUGAUAUUAACGACACCUUCGACGUCAAUUACAAUUCCUAUACCAUUACAUCCAAUUGCUCCGCUAACUCAAUUAGCUCCUACAACUCUUCUCACUACACAAUCUCCAUCUUCAGUGAUAACAACGAGUCAAAUAUUUGCACCUCUUCCUUUAAAAAUCCCCACAACCCCUCCCCCAUCAUCGCUUCUUCGAAGUACAAUGACAACACAACAAGCGAAGAUAUUGUGUUGUGGCGAUGUAAACGGAAAUUUCGUGGAGCUAAUCAAAAAACUAACAGUAACCGAGAAAAAAAAUGGUCCAUUCGAUUCGUUGUUCUGUGUUGGAGAAUUUUUUGGUGACGACGAUGAAGCAAACGAGAAAGUGAUCAAUGGCAAUAUUGAAUUUCCUAUUCCAACAUAUAUUUUAGGCCCCUCAAAUCCACGGUACAGUUACCUCUAUCCAGAAGAGUCCAUCGAAUUCUCCUCAAACCUGACAUAUCUCGGAAAGAAAGGACUUCUAAACACAGCAUCUGGUUUACAAAUUGCUUAUUUAAGUGGUGUUGAAGGAACAUCUAAGGAAAUGAGUUGUUUCGAUAAAUCUGAUGUCGAAGAGUUAUUGAUUCCUCUGGGCACUCAAGUCGGUUUUUCUGGAACUGACAUUCUUCUAACCUCAAUGUGGCCUACCGAUGUUGCUCGUCACUCUCAUAAUCAACCAAGUAAACCACCAGCAGGAUCAAUAUUACUAGCAAAGCUAGCCGCUCAACUGAAACCUCGUUACCAUUUUGCUGGACUCGGAGUUCAUUAUGAACGACAACCGUAUAGAAAUCAUCGAGUACUUCUGGAACCAGCAAGACACACUACACGGUUUAUCGGAUUAGCUCCUGUUGGGAAUAAAGAGAAACAGAAAUGGCUGUACGCUUGCAAUGUGAAACCAAUGAGAAAGAUGGAGAAGGAAGAACUGACUGCUCAACCACCAAAUGCUUCGGAGUUCCCAUAUCGAGAGUUACUCGAAGAAGUUGCUGCGAAAGAAACCCUCGAACGGAUGAAUGGCAAAGGGCAGCGACCAGAAGGUUCACAGUACCGAUUCGAAAUGGGUGGUGGAGAGGAUGGCGGAGGAAAUGGAAGAAAACGAUACAAUGAUGGCGGUAACGAUGGACCACGAAACAAGCAACCAGCCGGACCAUGUUGGUUCUGUCUCUCGAAUGUUGAUGCUGAGAAACAUCUUGUUGUCGCUAUUGGAAGUAGCUGUUAUGCAGCAAUGCCGAAAGGACCUCUCACAGAUGACCAUGUGAUGGUGCUCUCGGUUGGACAUAUUCAGUCACAAGUAUCUGCUCCCGUUGAAGUUCGAGAUGAGAUUGAAAAGUUCAAGAAUGCGUUUACACUGAUGGCUAAUAAACAAGGCAAAGCACUGGUCUCAUUUGAACGGAACUUCCGCACACAACAUUUACAAGUUCAAAUGGUUAUGAUAGACAAAACAUCAACGAAAGCGUUGAAGUCAUCGUUCACCUCCGCUGCCGCUUGUGCUGGGUUCGAGUUGGUGACGAUGGGACCUGAUGAGAAUCUCCUUGACAUGGUCAACGAGGGAUGCCCGUAUUUCGUCGCUGAGCUCCCAGAUGGAUCCAAAUUGUUCACUCGAAACAUGAAAGGAUUUCCAUUGCAAUUCGGACGGGAAGUUCUCUCAUCCACUCCGAUUCUUGAUUGUGAAGAUAAAGUGGACUGGAAAUCGUGUGUCUUAUCGAAAGAGAAGGAAACGGAGCUUGUGAACAAGUUGAAGGCAGAUUUCAAGCCAUUCGAUUUCACUGCAGAUGAUGAUUCAGACUAA